CCUCUGAGCCCGUCCUCCUAUUCCGGGUUGUAACUAAAUACUGUUGCGAGCACAGCCGAGGCCCUUUGUUGGAGAUGUGUGAGCGCAGUCUCUACAGAGCUGGCUAUGUGGGCUCGCUUCUGAAUUUACAGUCACCGGACUCUUUCUACUUUUCCAACCUGAGAGCCAAUGGCAGCCAGUUGGCCGCGCUUCCCCCCAUCUCAUACCCUCGCAGCGCGCUGCCCUGGGCUACUACGCCCGCCUCAUGCACCCCUGCGCAGCCUGCCACCGCCUCUGCCUUUGGAGGCUUCUCUCAGCCUUACUUGACCGGCUCUGGGCCAAUUGGCCUGCAGUCUCCAGGCGCCAAGGACGGACCCGAAGACCAGGUCAAGUUCUAUACGCCUGAUGCGCCCACCGCAUCUGAGGAACGCAGCCGGACUAGGCCGCCCUUCGCCCCCGAGUCUAGUCUGGUUCAUUCGGCUCUCAAAGGCACCAAGUAUGACUACGCGGGUGUGGGCCGGACCGCUCCAGGCUCUGCGACCCUGCUCCAGGGGGCCCCCUGUGCCUCCAGCUUCAAGGAAGACACCAAAGGCCCGCUCAACUUGAACAUGGCAGUGCAAGUGGCCGGGGUGGCCUCUUGCCUGCGAUCUUCACUGCCCGACGGCCUGCCGUGGGGGGCGGCCCCGGGGAGGGCCCGCAAGAAGAGGAAACCCUACACAAAGCAGCAGAUUGCGGAGCUGGAGAACGAAUUCCUGGUCAAUGAAUUCAUCAACCGGCAGAAGCGUAAGGAAUUGUCUAACAGGCUGAACCUCAGCGACCAGCAGGUCAAAAUCUGGUUCCAGAACCGGCGUAUGAAGAAGAAGCGGGUAGUGCAGCGCGAGCAAGCACUGGCCCUCUAUUAGCUGCCCACGGGGGCCUGAGGCCUUGCCAAGCCUGCCCUUUUGGACCAAGGCCUGGCUGUGGAGGAGGUGUUGGGGCUGCAGAUUUCCCUCCCACUCCUCUGGUCCUGGGCGCCCUUCGGCUCAGUCUGUAGCUGAGGAACCAGGAGGAGAUUUGGAGAUGAGGCCAGUGGAGCCCCCUUCGCUUUCAGCUCUCUUUGGGACCCUCCUGAGAGGUGUUUGGGAAUUGCAAUCUAACACUGGCUUUAAACAUUCAGCAUGGUGUCUGGGGGUCACCUGUCCUUGUCUAUGAUGUUUACAUCCGGGGCUCACUAUUGAAACACUGUAUGAGGGUUUGUUUUUUCCGGUUUUCAACGUGUUCUUUUUCUUUUUCUUUCUCUAUCCAGCUCUUUCUGCAUGAAACAGGAGCCUAGCUAGAGCUCCGGGUAUAAGUGCAGGUAGAAAGGCCCUGAGACCCCGCUGCAGUGCAAGGGGCUGGGGAUAACUCUAGCCCCUUCGCAGCAGAAGCCCUUUGUGACAAAGCUGGGCUCUCCACUCUGCAGGAAGGAAAGGGCCUGAUUCCACAACCCCCAUCUGCCCUGAAUGAUUUGGGAGGACAAAAGCUACCCUAGACCUUCAGACUUGUGGGGGGGGGGGGAGGAAAGGAUACCCUGGAACCUCAGCGCUUCAAAGGUUCUCCUGCUGAGUAAAACAGGCUGGAAGAUCUCCUUCUCAGAGACAGGGAGAGAAACUGGGACUCCAAAACAAAGUAUGGUCUCUAGACUGUCAUAAUUCCCCUGCUCCAGCCUCACCUAUCCCUGAGCCAAGGCCAAGCACUCUGUAACUAGAUCCCCAGAACUGAGCUAUGGGUGAGGGGAGCUGCUGGCCUGUUUUGAGGCUUGGCUGCACAGGGAAGAAAGAAGAGUAAGCGAGGCGGAGGAGGAUCUGCACUCUGUAACCACGACUCUCCUCUUGAAUGAAUGAAGUUAUCCAUAUGUCUGUCUUUCUUGAAUUUCCUUAAUGUAUCACCACAGGAAGAGACCCCCCCCCCAAAAAAAAUGCCUCCUUGAGGAGUCUGAAGGGUGGGAGAAGAAACCUCUCAGAUUCUCAGACUGUAGUUGCUGCUCUUGAAGGACAGAAAACCAGCACUUCUUCCCCAUCCUCUCCACCACCCACCAACUCCAUCAGAACUUAGCUAGGGUGUCUCUUCUCAGAGACUGGUGGUCAGCUCUUGUAAAGCUUUUAAGGCCCCAAGCCCUGCCAGGUUUACCUUGAGAAACCUAGGUUUUCUGAAUUGUGAAUGAAGUUGCUCUACGCCUGUUAUAGAAUCUGUCCAGCCUCAUUCCCAGUGAAUUCAACUCCGCCUUCCCCUACAAUCUUUGCCUCUUCUUUUGAGCUUUAAGCCCCACCCCCAACCUUUAGCAAGAUGCACAACAUCCCAAAGGCUCAUGAUUCCUUCCCCAAGUCCAAUGGCUUUCCUUUAGAGAAGGUCUCCAGGAACUGGACCUCGAAGGGCAUCUCACAAGGACCUUUGAGCCUCGCCCCAACUGACCUCGGUUGGUGUGUUAAAUAUUAUUUCCUGUGCUAACAGUUGCCGUUUAUGUUUUGUUUUGAUUUUGUAAAAUAACACUUCCCUGUAUAUAUUAGCUUCAUAGUGAAAAUAAAUAUCCAGAUCCC
Molecule: messenger RNA, 2534 nt
Organism: Mus musculus (house mouse)
Lineage: Eukaryota; Metazoa; Chordata; Mammalia; Rodentia; Muridae
Gene: Hoxd12
Product: homeobox D12
Exons: 2
Coding region: 75-881 (268 amino acids)
Biological process (GO): regulation of transcription by RNA polymerase II; regulation of DNA-templated transcription; limb development
Cellular component (GO): nucleus
Molecular function (GO): sequence-specific double-stranded DNA binding; DNA binding; DNA-binding transcription factor activity, RNA polymerase II-specific
Source: RefSeq, marked validated